AUGAAUUUAAAGUUAAAAUGUUAACAAGAUGACCAUUAGGAUGAAAUAGACACGGUAUGUUACAAUUAGUUUUGUACAGAAUUCAGAUUAAAUUGUUUUAAAUGUAUGAAGAAGGCAAGAAUUCAUCAUGAUCAUUUUGAUGAUGUUGAAAAAAGCAAUACCUUGUUUGGAUUCAUUGAAAAUAAAAAUAAAGAAUGUGAUAAUUUGAUUGAUGAUCUGAAUACAUAUCUUGACAAUCUAAAUCAGUCAUUUACAUUAUUAAAAAGGGGAAUCAGAUAAAAAUAUUCAUUAUUAAAAGAAAGAUCUCUAUAAUUGAACUUAUCCUAAAUAAAUGAUUAUUUGAAUUCAUCCGUUAAAUUAAUGGAAUACAAAUAAUCAAUUACAACAAUCAUUUCUGAUUAGACUAACAAAUUAAUUCAUACAUUUAAUAACUUACAUCAAUAAUUAAAAUUAUCAUCAUUUAAUUAUUAUUAGAUUGAUGAUAAUUCUAUAAAAAUAUCCAAAGACUUAUAUGAUCAAGGUAAGUAUAUUAAUACAAUCCUUAGGUUAUCAUUUAUAUUGGAAAGAUAAAUUUGCUGAGGCAAUAAAUAUAUUGGAUACUUCAAUACAAUAAAAUCCAGAUAACCAUUUAUCUUUAUGGUGUAAAGGUAAAAAUGCUAGUGAAAUAAUAGGUGCGUGUUUAAGAUGGUUAAAUAAAUAUGAGGAUGCAAUCACUUGGCUGGACAAAGCAUUAGCUAUUGAUCCUAAGCAUGUUAGNAAAGAAAGAUACUUUAAUAUUUGGUGGAAUAUCUAAAAUAGAGUUAAGAUAUUUCUAAAAUAAAUAAUCUCUAUUAAUUAAUUUUUUAAAGUCUGGGAUUUACAUUAUUAAUUAUGCAAGAGGAUAAAGAAAGUUUUCAUUGGCUUUCGUGAGCAUCAUCAGAAUACAAAUAACUUUUGUAUUUUUAUGAAAGGUAGCACCUUAAUCACCAUUAUAAUUUCUAUACUAAAAUUAAAAAUUAUGUAAGCUCUAAACUUAAUGAAUGUGCUCACCUUCUUAAACUAUCACAUCAAUUAUUAUUAUAACGCUUUUCUCUAGAAUUAAUUGAUAGAUUUAAAUUAUGUAAUUUCAAUUUCUACUCUUUGCUAGGAUUUAAAAAAUGCAGAGUUUCUUUUUACUUUUAAGAAUAACAAAUUAGAUAUGUAAUUUUCUGAUUCAAAGUUGUAAAUUAAUUGA
Molecule: messenger RNA, 1213 nt
Organism: Paramecium octaurelia
Lineage: Eukaryota; Ciliophora; Oligohymenophorea; Peniculida; Parameciidae
Source: the annotation of a GenBank genome assembly